Messenger RNA from Brassica napus (rape), 832 nucleotides. RefSeq names its product lachrymatory-factor synthase-like. NCBI's taxonomy places the organism in Eukaryota, Viridiplantae, Streptophyta, Magnoliopsida, Brassicales, Brassicaceae. The record is from RefSeq and is a predicted model, not a curated record. The transcript has a single exon. The coding region runs from base 259 to 750 and encodes 163 amino acids.
AAACAAUCAUAAUACUAUAAUAAAAUAAUUUAUUAUUUUAUGGUUUUUAUUAAAUUAAAACAUUCUGGGGUCAUAUCUUGUAGUUAAUAGUUAUUGGAUUGCAGUUGGUUUGUUGGUGAACUGAGGGUAAAACCGUAACUAUAGUAUCCAUUACACGGUUGACGUCGAGUAUAAAUAGCUUUGUGCUACCAAUUAAACUCCUUGAGAAACAUUACACCGAAGCAACUAACUAAACCAAUCAUUAAACUCGACGGCGAAAUGGAAAAAGAAACGGCGUCGCUUAGGUGGGAGGGUAAAAAAGUCGCCCAAGUCAACGGCGUCACGGCGGAGCAAAUCUGGUCAGUUGUUUCAGACUUCUGCAAUAUCCACAAGUGGUUACCAACCAUUGACACAUGUUACCGUGUCGAAGGAACCGAUGGUCAGCCCGGUCUGGUCCGAUACUGCACCUCCACCAAAACCAAGGACGAUGAGGAAACCAAAUGGGCUAGAGAGCGUUUGGUCAAGAUCGAUCCAGUCGAACGGUGUUUGAGCUAUGAGGUCCUCGAGAAUAACGUAGGGUUCAGAUCUUACGUGGCGACAGUCAAAGUAACGACGGUAGACGGUGGUGAUGAAUCGGACGGUGGAAAAGUUUGUCUACUAGAGUGGUCGUUUGCGUCUGAUCCUGUUGAUGGAUGGAAGAAGGAAGAUCUUGAAUCCUUUGUUGAUUUUUUUCUUAAACAUUGGGCGAGUAAAAUGGAAAUGAAUCUGUAAACCCUUGUGUAUGUUGUGAAAGCUCAUUGUAUUUCAUGCGUGUGGUUUUCAACUUAUCGUAAUAAAAAGUGAAUUAAAGAUA